CCUGCACCAUCCAAAAUCGGAAGCCCCCCGCCGGAUAGAGUGUGAGAUAUGAGGCGGCGGAAGGCGACGACGGGCCGGCGAACCGCCGCGUCACCUGGCCGGGAGCGCCCCCUCGACUCGCUCGGCCUCGAACCGGUUCCCUCUUCCUCCUCCGCCGCCUCCCGCCGCUCCUCCCGGGUCUCUGCCUCCCUCCUCUUCGAUGGCCACGCCGGGUUCCCGGCGGAGGAGGCCGGGCCAGACUUCACGUCGGAGCUCCAGGACGGCGGACGGUGGUCGAGCCUAGCGGAGCCCAGGACCUUUCCCCACAGCGUGAAGCAGCAGUGCUGGGACAAGGCGGAGAAGGUGAAGGGCCGCGACCCCGACCGGUGGCGCCGCGACCCCCUCGGCAACGUUGUCUUCCGGAAGCUCGUCGGCUGCCCCGGCUGCCUCUGCCACGACUAUGAUCACGUACUCCCCUACUCCAAGGGCGGGAAGAGCACCUUGGAGAAUUGUCAAGUUUUGCAGGCAACUGUUAAUCGAUCUAAGGGAAAUAAGACAGAGAUAUCCAAAUCCGACCUCAUACAAAAGAGCGCAUAUUGUAGGGUUUCAGCUUCUAACAACCACAGGACGAGAUAUGGAUCUUAUAGAACUCUCCGCAUAUGGUAAUGUCCGUCGUGCAUCAGACUCAGGGGGUUGCAACAUCCAAUGACAAAAACAGCAGUAUCUGAAAAGUGCCGAACAAUAGUAUAAAACAACCAUGUGAUCCAUGGAAUUUGUAGCCCUAAUAACGUAUUUACUUAUGUAAUUGGAAAAUCUUAUGUUUGGUGUCUCUAAAAUGUGCAAUUUUUAGUGCCAAAAUAUUUUAUAUGUAAAAUCUGUCCUUGGGAUUAGACCGUAAUCCAACUGAUUUAUGUUAUAAGCUAGUGUUUUAUUUUUUUUGUU
This is a messenger RNA of Phoenix dactylifera (date palm), 921 nucleotides long. RefSeq lists its product as uncharacterized. The record is from RefSeq and is a predicted model, not a curated record. NCBI's taxonomy places the organism in Eukaryota, Viridiplantae, Streptophyta, Magnoliopsida, Arecales, Arecaceae.